AUGACAGAGAAAAGUGCUCGAAAUCCCACCCCCGGCUCCUUUCCGCAUACCGGGUCAGCCCUGGCUGCGCCGCGGCCGGGGAGCGGCCACAGCCGGUGCGGGGACAGCGCGGAGCCGGGGCCGGACCGGGGGGUGCGGGGAGUGCGGGGCCGCUCGGAGCCGGGGGGUGUCCGGGGGGCGGGGGGGGGGGGGGGGGGAGGCGGGGGCCGUCCCGUCGGUUUCCGCGGGCGGGGGCGUAGGGCCGGGGGGAGCGGCCGGGGGAGCUCGGCGGCCGCCGUCUUACGACAGAUCCUGGAAAGAGGAUCAAGGUGGGGCCCGCCCCGCCGCGCACCGCCGGCAACCGACGGGGCGGCCCGGGCUCGGCCGCUGGGAGCACGGCGGAGAGCUGCAGGCGGCGAGGCCCGGAGCGGCGAGCUCCAUCCAGCGCGGCACACCCGGAUCCUCGCGUUGCCCCAGGGCCACAUCACCCCACUCCAGGGCACUGCGCAGACCCGCAGACACCGCACCCGCAGCUCCAAGGGGCAGUGCGGGGCCCCGCAAAGAAACGUCGCCUCUCCCCGGGCCCAGGUUCCGGGACCCCCCCGGCACAGCUGUAACGUCGCGAACGCCCACGCCUGCAGAAUAAAAACCGAUCCAGAGCCGCCUCGUCUCCCCGAGCCUCUGUGGCAGCGCCCGUCGGUGGGACAGCUGAGGUGGGGCACACGGGGACGGCGCGCAUCCAUUCCCCGGGGCAGAUCCGUUCGUGAAACCGCAAUUGAGAGCCCGUGUUCGCAGACGGGGCGGGCACAGCCGGACCCCGAGACACACUCCUCGGCCACAGCCGGGCCCUGGGCAGGGGGAGUCGCCACCUCGAGCCCCGCCCGAGCCCAUGGGCCCUUUCCCAAGUCGGGGGGAGAAGGGUCCCCUCACCAUCCCGCUUACAGUGCCUCCUGUCCGUGGGCACUGCUUCCUUCGGGGCUCCGUGUGCGGCCCCGACGGCGCUCCCCGGGCCGGGCGGCAUCAGCCGGGCUCCUCCGGGGAACCACUCCGGGGAUCAGCUCCGAGGAAGGGGCCCGGCCCAGCCGCCCCCGCGCCGCGGCCCCGCUCCCUCUUCCCUUUCAUCUCUGCCCAUCUCCACUCAUCAUCUCUUUUCUAUUUUUAGCCGGUAGACUUAGGCCUUGGCGCCAGGCCGUUUAAGACCUGUCAAAGUCCUUCAUAUUUCCCUCAUGUCACAUGGACCUUUCGCUCCCUUCCCCGCGCCAUGCGAGGGCCGUAAUUUGGAUCUGUGAGCUGGUGAGCAAAUGCAAUUUGCUCUUCUCCAUCGCUGCGUUGUCUCCGUGACCCCAGCCAGCAGGACGGCUGGUGUCCUGUCCGGGGCACUUACACAAAUUGCGGCUGAUUGAUGAAAAAUAACAAUUCUCCGAGCAGUCGGGCCUCCGUCUUCCCCUCCUCCCGGCUCCUCCGGGCUGAGGCGGCUCCGCGCCCCGGGGCGCUCCUCUCGACGGUGCGGGGCCGCCCCACGAACCGCCGCCGGCCGCCUCUGGAGUGACUCUCGGAUUGAGCCAAAAAGGGGUUUUCUUCUCGUGCUGGAAGCGAGCCGUCGGGGCCCGCUUCUCGGCAGAGAUGAAGGGCGUUGUACGCCUGGGCCCCGACGGAGCCGGGCAGCAGCGGCCGUUGUGCACCUUCCAGAGGUGGGAAAAGGCCGGGCCGCGAAAGAGCCGGGUCCGCUGCGGGGGGUUCCUCAGCCCGGUGGGGCCGCCGAGGGCCGGGCUGAGCGGCUGUCCAUCACCGGACGUGGGGCACCAGAGUCCUCUGCACGUGCAGUGCACAGCAAUCCCGCAGGUGUGGGCUGGGAGCUCGUGGAAAUAACCCUUCGCCCUCGGAGGAGCGGCCCCGAAGCUCUCUGCCACUUUUCUCCCUCUCCACCUGGAGAAGAGACACGGGGGAACGUCCCCGCCCCGCGCUGAGGUGCCCGUCGAGGGGCGGCGGCUGCCCCACAGGUGGGGCGGGGAGAGACCCGAUGAUCGCCCCGUCCCGGCCCCCGUGGGAUGCGCCUUUAUGGACAGCGAUGCCCGGCCCCGGCCACACCACCUCUUCCCGCUGUGCGCCCCGUCCGUGCGGAGGGAACCCCGGCACCCCCUGAGCCCCCCCACCCUCAGCCUGUUUAGAUUUCUCUCCGAAUGUUUCCCGUAAUCCAGAUUUCUGGAAAAUAACCACACGCGGGCAGACGCGGCCACGAACGCCGCUGAAGUUUAUCCGGAAUUUGACCAACGUAUAAACACAUUUCCAGCCCGUUCGGCGGGGCGGGCGCUGGGUGACCCCUGCCCGGCACCGGGGCUGCACCGCGCUCCGCCCUCGUUACCUCCGCGCCGCUUUGAUCCGGAGCCCUCCGAGCUCCGCCGCUUGAUUGAGUUUUUGUAAUUAAGGAGCGCAGGGAGAGGGAGGGGGGGGCGGCCGUAACCCCGCACACCCCGGGGCUGCGCACGUCGGGGCGCGGCGCCUCGGCCGCUCCGAGCCCGUUCCCUUAAAAGGCGACGGGAGCCCCGCGCAGCGCCGGGGGGGGACGGGGGGGGACGCGGCGUGAAACCCGAGCGGCACUGCGGGGGGCGGGCGGCGGCGCGGGGCGGGGCGGGGGGAGGUGGGGAGGAUCAUGCAAAUCCCUCUGUUUAAAAAACUUCCAUUUGAGAAAGUGUGUCACAUCCCGGCGCGGGCGUGUAAUCCCCGGGCUAAUGGUAUUACCGCCGCCUCAUCGGCGUAAUGGGAUGGGGCCGGGGGCGACCAUCCCCCGGACCCUCCGCCACGCGUGACCGCAGCCCCAUAGCGCCCGCCCCGUCGGGGCCCCGCUGCCCCACCUCUCCCCCUCCCCGCUCCCCGUCCUCCCUCCCAGGCCCCGCGGUGUCUGUAGGAGAGCGGAGCCCCCGUUUUUGCCGGGGGUUCCCGGACCAAAACCGACCCCGGGAGGGGAGAGCAGGAGCUGCGCCUCGUGGUCGGUUCAUCUCUUAAAUAAAAGAGAUUAGCGAGCACCGUUAUUUGAUAAAAUAAUGCUGUUAUGGCCACCACCCCCUUCCCCUGUGGGAUUAAAAGUGAGGAUUUGAGGCUGUCCAACAGUCUGACCUGGAUCGCUGCGGGAACAGCCCCCGGGAUGGGCUGUUAGCAACCAAAAAACCCACGGAACUGGGAGAUGUGGGCAAAGGGGCAGCUCUGCCCAUCAGAUGAGACCUGAGGAUGGGCAGCGGUGGGCAAAAGGAGAACCACGACACCCCCAGCAGCAGAGCUGGCCCUGGCCCCGGCCCCUCUGCAGGGCACGGACCCUUCAAACCCCAAAAUGUUUAGGGUAGGAGUUGCAGCACCUGAGUUCAGCGCUCCUGGGCUCACACCUUGGGCCCUCAUGCUUCGAACGAGAUUUGGGAAUGUAAUCUGGGAUGGAGAUGAACCGGGAGCCGGCACCGCUGCUCUCAUACCACGUUCGUGUUUGUUUGUUUUCUUUUGCUCUCCAUCAGCAUUAGGGCUGCAGAACAGCACUGCCCCGGGUCUGCAGGAGAGCGCUGAGAAAACAAAGGCAGCCCAAACAAAUCACCGCUGCCCGCAGCAGUGACAGCGCGCAGUGCUGCACCUGUCCUCACGCUGCUCUCAGUCGCUGGGACCCAACGCCGCGUGGACAGCCGUCCAUCAUUGCUCUGAUUCACAUCUCCAGAGAGCAGCGCUGCCCUGAGCCGCUCUGCAUUUCCCCUCCAUGCUGAAACCCUUUCCUCGGUCCGUCUGUCCUUCCCACUUGCCAUCUGUCUCCCAUCCUUCGAAUAUCACCUUAAAAACAGUCCCUCCACCCUCACAUCGGGGUCCCCCACUCACUCACUGUGCCCUCCCACACGUGGGCUGUGUGUGCUGGCACCGUCCGGGCACCGGGAUGUGUUUGGCAUCGGCCCCAUCUUACGGCCCUAUAAUAAUAUUGUAAAUCCUCACCGGAAAGUAAUUACACCCCAUAAAAGGAGCAGCAGUCUGUGGUCGGAGCCAGGGCCGCUCUGUGACACCCAUUUUAAAGAGAUGUUUCGUGCCUUAUUUAUAGAUUAGAUUUUAACCUGACAACCUUUUAACAUUGUAUUAAAUCAGAAAUUAACUCCGUC
Molecule: messenger RNA, 4100 nt
Organism: Gallus gallus (chicken)
Lineage: Eukaryota; Metazoa; Chordata; Aves; Galliformes; Phasianidae
Product: WAS/WASL-interacting protein family member 1-like
Exons: 2
Coding region: 1-1176 (391 amino acids)
Source: RefSeq, a predicted model, not a curated record